Molecule: messenger RNA, 2874 nt
Organism: Maniola jurtina (meadow brown)
Lineage: Eukaryota; Metazoa; Arthropoda; Insecta; Lepidoptera; Nymphalidae
Product: protein sister of odd and bowel-like
Exons: 2
Coding region: 105-1526 (473 amino acids)
Biological process (GO): embryo development; regulation of transcription by RNA polymerase II; embryonic pattern specification
Cellular component (GO): nucleus
Molecular function (GO): RNA polymerase II transcription regulatory region sequence-specific DNA binding; DNA-binding transcription factor activity, RNA polymerase II-specific
Source: RefSeq, a predicted model, not a curated record
CUCGUCUCGCACGCCACCGCGCACCGGUACUCCGAACGCGCACGCGCACGCGACGCCCCCGCCCCGCGAUCACACGUGCUCCGCCUGUGCCCCAUGACCGCAACAUGCAAGAACAAAGCACUUCCCGAGCCAGCAAGACCACUCUCAACUCUCUGGAAAGCGCUAUCAUCAAGCUGAAGAACAAUCUGCAAAUACAGGACACCAAAUCCACAGACAUGACCGGUCUGUUGAGCAUCGAAACAUCUGCGGAGGACGCAAAAAGUACAAGUAAGAGCACUAGUUCAUCUACAACAAACUUAAACCUAUCUAUUGCAUCAGCGGCGUUGUUACAAGAGAAUAUGCUUCAGAGAUCUUUGCAAGGCGUAGUGAUAUCCCUUCAAAAUGCAAUGAUGAAUUCUUUACAACAGGCUGCUCUUUUACCAUCGAAUUCAGCGGCUGCUGCUGCCUUAAAUUUACAAGCCCUAGAAUCUUAUUUAACUUUGCAACGCCUAACCUCAGUGUCCUCUGUCAACAAUGCAACAUGUAGCCCUAAUGAAAGUAAUACGUCCACCAAACAAGAUAUACUGAGGUUAGCGACGGCAAGCGCUAAGAUUACUGAAACGGACGUUUCUGAGAGCACAUCAAGAGUGGUAUCCCCAAAAACACCUGAAGAGUAUCCUUUAUCUGAUGCCAUUGCAGCGGAGGAUGUCGAUUUAUCCGAGGAAGUGGAAGAAGACUUAGCUUUGCUAGAUAAUGAGGACGAAUUCACUUUGGAGCAGCAUUUAGAGUCAACGUCAAAAGGUUACGGGUAUAGUUCAUCACAAAGCUUAGAUAAUGGAUACCCAAGUCUGCUAAUGAAUGCCAUGUAUCAACAACAGAUGAACGGAAGCCCCUCACAGCCACCUCUCUCACCACAACCAUCCAACUCUUCCAGCUCAAAGAGCACAAAUAGUUCAACCUCGUCAACGGGGAGUUGUAUAUCGAAUAAGCAGAAAACAACGGGCAGCGGACCGAGGACGAAAAAGCAGUUUAUUUGCAAGUUCUGUAAUCGGCAAUUCACGAAAUCCUACAAUCUACUCAUACAUGAAAGGACACACACCGACGAACGGCCGUAUUCAUGUGACAUUUGUGGAAAAGCGUUCCGACGGCAAGAUCACCUCAGAGAUCACAGAUAUAUCCAUUCAAAAGAGAAGCCCUUCAAGUGCCUAGAAUGCGGAAAAGGGUUCUGCCAAUCGCGAACGCUAGCUGUACACAAAAUCCUGCACAUGGAAGAGUCUCCACAUAAAUGUCCUGUUUGCAGUAGGAGUUUUAACCAGAGGUCCAACUUAAAGACCCAUCUUUUAACCCAUACGGAUAUCAAGCCAUACAAUUGUACCUCAUGCGGCAAAGUUUUUAGACGCAACUGUGACUUGAGACGCCACAGCCUAACACACAACCUCGUUAGUAUAUCUUCGGUAAACACAUCGCCUAGCGGAGCCGGUGGUAAGAGCCCCUUACUCAAUCCCAACUUUCCUAUUGACAAUUUAGACACUGAAGAUGAAAAUUAGUUGUAAAUAAAGUGUUAGAUUCUGUGAAUAUGAUAAAAAGACUGAUUUUAAAUCCAAGUGCCUUUUAGUUUUAAGCGCUAGAAUGGGUUCUUGUAAAGAAUGUACCUACAAUUCAUAUUCAUAUCUACCUGUUGCAAAUAUCAAAUAUCUAAAGAUAUUUCAGGUAGGUAUAUUAUGCAUCUUUUAUUUUAUAUUUUCCUAUCUAGUGUAAAGGAGCAGAUAUAUUGUAAAGUCAUUCAAAGGCAGGGUUCCUACAAAGCGAGGCUGCUUCACGAAGCUUUGUUUUUAAUCUCCAACGCAAAAAUAGGGUUGUUGCAAGUCCAACGUGUGUAUCUGUGUUAUGUAUUUACAUAUGUGUCUGUCUGUGGCAUCGUAGCUCCCAAGCUGAUGGUAUGGUUUGAAGGCGGUUUCUUUCAUUGGAAAGCUUGUUUGAAACAUAGCUAAGCACUAGCUCGAUUGAGCUGGUGCUUAACUACGUGUAUGUUUGAUGUAAAUCCGUUCAACUGUUUUGAGAUUAUCAGCUGUUUUGUCAGCCAGUCUAUGGAUCUCAGUCAUCAGGUUGAAAUUUAUAUUACUUGCACUUUUCUUAUGAACUCGAUCCCGCUACAAUGCAAUAAUUAAUGUACCUAUAUGGUAACCUUGACCAAUCGGAGGUGUUAAAGUUUUAAUUUACACUUGUGUCCGAUAACGUGGUUGGUAUAAAAAUGCCUCGGCGUUGCCUCGACCGACGCGAUGGAUGCAUUUUUUUUGCCUCGGUCGAGGCGCGUCUGUAUCGGCUGCAUUGCCACGUUAAACAAUGCCUCGCGAAACUGCCGCGCUUUGUAUGGACCCAGCCCAGCUAUCAUUAUUAUUAAGUAUAGCUAUUUUUUUUUUGAAUAUUUUGUUUUCAUUGCUUCAUUUUCCUGGUGCAUUCUUUUACACGAAUUGUAGUACUUAGUUUAGUGUAUUUCGCAAUAAUUUCGAUUCCCUCAUACUUUAGUAUUAUUUUGGCAGCAUUUUGUAUAUUUGUGAUCUCAUUUUAUUGUAUUUGUAUUGUAAAUAAUAAAUUAUAUUUGAUUUAGUCAGUUAAUGAGUUAAAAUGAUUCCGUCCUUUUGUGGUACCUAAGUUUUAAGUUAAAAGUUAACUGAUGUAAUCAAAAGAUUUAGAUAUGUACUCGUAAGUGAAGAACAUUAAGUAUGAACAGGAUCUAAGGCCAUUUUCACACUGUUUAGUGGUUUAUUUGCAUCGAAAAAGUUAUUAUUAUUGUAAAACAUUAUCGCCGAAAUGAAGAUUAUUGUGUAGGUAUUAGUAUCUUGAUUUGAAGGUAUUUUUUUUCUCGUGGUCAAAAAUUGUUUUUGUGAAUAUAAU